AUGGCAAUCAUGAGAUUGAAGAAAGGGAUGAAGGUAGAGGUGUCGAGCAAGAGGGAAGUGACUCUGGGCUCUUGGCGGCGUGCUGAGAUCAUAUCCGGUAACGGGCACACCUAUCAAGUCAAAUAUGAAAGCUACCAACCUGGCAUGGCUGCAGCAACUGAAAGAGUACCGAGAAAGUUCAUUAGGCCAUUGCCUCCAUCAGUGGUUUAUUUGUCGAAUUGGACUCCCGAUGACAUUGUAGAAGCAUUUGACAACCACUCGUGGAAGCUCGCAAGAGUGUCAAGUGUGGCUUAUGGGGACUACUAUUUUGUUGGAAUCAUUGGAUCUUGUAAGCAAAUCAGAGCUCAUAAAUCUGAACUUAGGGACUCUGGCACAUUUAAGGAUGGAAAGGUCAUAAGGUGCAACCAUCAUAAAGGACUCCCUGGUCUGAACAGUGGCCUGAGGAAAAGGCACAGCAUCUGCUUGCAACCUGCUGAGUUAUGCAUGCAUGCUUCCAUGAAUCACAGAGAUUUUGGAUCUUCUGAUUCACUAGAAGCAAAUGAUGCCCAUAGUAUCUCAUCCUCUGUUGAUAGCUGUAGUCCUCGCAGCAAUGUUUGUUUGUCGCCCUGCCAUCUUACAACUUAUCCAACUCAAGGCAGGUCUCUUGAUCAUCACUUAGAAUUACAUACUUACCACUGUACCAUGAUGGCAUUGUAUUCACCUGAACACUUCACUUGGGAGCAAGAAGCAUUCAUGACAGACCUCCGUCUUCAUCUCCAUAUUUCAACUGAUGAACAUCGAGAAGAGCUAAAGCAUUUAGCAUCCACUCAAAGUGAUAGAGAGAGUUAUGCCUAA
Molecule: messenger RNA, 834 nt
Organism: Elaeis guineensis (African oil palm)
Lineage: Eukaryota; Viridiplantae; Streptophyta; Magnoliopsida; Arecales; Arecaceae
Source: RefSeq, a predicted model, not a curated record